Molecule: messenger RNA, 3871 nt
Organism: Mastomys coucha (southern multimammate mouse)
Lineage: Eukaryota; Metazoa; Chordata; Mammalia; Rodentia; Muridae
Gene: Cfap70
Product: cilia and flagella associated protein 70
Exons: 29
Coding region: 305-3724 (1139 amino acids)
Biological process (GO): cilium assembly; cilium movement
Cellular component (GO): motile cilium; extracellular exosome
Molecular function (GO): protein binding
Source: RefSeq, a predicted model, not a curated record
UGGUCGCUAUAGUUACAGAAAACAACCAGCGGCUGCCUCAGGUAAAAUAGUUACUCCCUUUCAGAGGCUGUAGGUAAAGCUAUCGCUUCCACUCCCCCAGUUCUUUUCUUCCAGGAUUCUGAGCUCUUUCCCUUCAGCUAAGGCCAGAUUGAAAUUGAUCUCAGCCCAGCUGUGCCCAAGAUCCCGCUUCAUCCAGAGCUGGAUCCAGUCCCAUCUCCUUCCUCUAUCCUAUCCCCAAGUCGAUGGCAGCUGUUCAGCCUGAGAUUGUCAAAGAAAACCAGAGAGACUUUGACCAAAUGUGAACAUGGACCAGACGUCAAGCACAACGAGAACGGUGCACAUUACUGUGACAAAUGGAUAUGAUUUGAAAGGCUUCAAAGGAGACACCCCAGUUACUUUUGUCCGUGCAGAAUUCAACCAGGCAGUUCUUGGAGACUCUUUAAAAAUCACUGUCUCUCCAGAAGGAACUGCGAAGUACAACUUUACUAGCAACAUUGACCUCAACCCGGAAGGAGGAAUUACUUUAGAUGACCUCGCCCACAAACCUUUGUUCCUAACAGUGACUGAAGUUCUACCAAAGGAAAAGAAGCAAAAAGAUGAGAAGACCUUAACUCUUGGCCAAGCCGUGGUGGAUCUUCUUCCUUUACUAGAAGGAGAGGAGUCAUUUGAAACGACGGUCCCAUUACACCCUGUGCCUGGGUCACCCUUGGAAACUCCUUUGACUAAGCAAUGCAGUCUUGAUGUGAAGGUAUUUGUGGCAGAACCCUUGCUGACCCCAGCCCAGGUCUCAGCGAGCAAUCUACUGAAGGUCACGCUGGAGGCGGCCUACUCUGUGCCCGAGGCAUUCAUGCCAGUAGGGCCUCAGCAGAACUACAUGGUUGGUCUGCAGGUUCCGUCGGUCGGAGAGAAGGACUACUCUAUGAUAUUCAAGAAUGGGAAUCUGAAGCUUGGAGGGGAAAAAGAACCUGUUCCCCGGCCUAAAAAGUGGCCCAUUGCUAACAUUCUCGCUCCAGGAGCUAAUAACAUUCCUGACGAAUUCAUUGUGGGGGGUCCCUAUGAGGAAGAAGAAGGAGAGCUCAACCACCCUGAGGACAGGGAAUUUAGGAACCAAGCUGAAUCCACGAAGAAGAGGAUUGUCUGGGACUUGGAAAGUCGCUGCUUCCUCCAUCCUACUGCUGUGGCAAGUUUACAGAAGCGAAUUGCUGACUGCCGACUCUGGCCAGUGGAGAUCACAAGAGUGCCUUUGAUCGUUCUGCCGAAAGCCAAACCAGGCAAACUUGAGAAGAUCGAUGAUGAAAACCAGCUUUCCUUUCAUGGUGUGGCUUACGUCAACAUGGUCCCACUCCUGUAUCCAGGAGUGAAGAGGAUAAGAGGGGCUUUUCAUGUGUACCCCUACCUGGAUGGGACAGUCUUUGAAAAGACCAAGUGCUUGUUCAGCUUAUUCAGGGACACUGGGCACCAUUUGGUCCACAAUAACAAAGCAGGAGGACUUAACUCUCCACUGUCCAAACCUGUCUCCAAGAAUCUGAAAGAAGAGAAACCAGGGAAAGACAAGGACAUAGAAGGACGACCUCGGCUAGGAGAGUUGCAAGCGCCUAGUAUAAAAUCACAGAGCUCAGACACACCAUUGGAAAGUGAAGCCCCCCUGAGCCACAACCUUGAAGGACAGCAAUAUAUGGAAGCGGGGACGUACAUCGUCUUGGAGAUCCAGCUGGACAAAGCCCUGGUUCCUAAGCGGAUGCCAGAGGAACUGGCCAGCAGGGUCAAGGAAAUGAUACCCCCAAGACCACCUCUCACCCGCCGGACAGGGGGAGCUCAGAAGGCGGUGAGUGACUACCACACACAGAUCAAGAGCAUUUCUAGAGCCAUUCUGAGUGAAUACCACCGCAUGUUUGGGAAGCAGGGGCAUAAACAGGGGAGUGACAUAGACAACGAGACCAUGGAGGAGCAGAAGUGCCAGCUCAACUAUGAGCUCAAUUGCUCUGGAAAGUACUUUGCUUUCAAAGAACAGCUCAAGCAUGCUGUGGUAAAGAUUGUGAGAGAGAAAUACUUGAAGACAACAGCAUUCGAAAGCCAGGAGGAGCUGCAGACAUUUAUCAGUGAGCUGUAUGUGUUCUUGGUAGAUCAAAUGCAUGUGGCCCUGAACCAGGCCAUCCCGGAUGAUGUCCCAAGCACUAGCUCAACGAUUCAGACAAGCAUCGAUCAGCUUCGACUCUUUGCCUUUGAGGCAGAAGUCAACGAGAACUUUGAAAUGGCAGCAAUGUAUUAUGAAGAGAGGUUGGUUCGUGAGCCCCAGAACCUGGAAAACUGGCUGGACUAUGGUGCUUUCUGCCUCCUCACUGAAGACAACAUCAAAGCGCAGGAGUGUUUCCGGAAAGCCCUUUCUCUGAAUGAGAGUCAUAUUCACAGCUUGUUGCUGUGUGGUGUUCUGGCUGUCUUGCUGGAGAACUAUGAGCAAGCAGAAAUCUUCUUUGAGGAUGCUACAUGCUUGGAACCUACCAAUGUUAUUGCCUGGACUUUACUCGGAUUGUUCUAUGAGAUUCAGAAUAAUGAUAUUCGAAUGGAAAUGGCGUUUCAUGAGGCCUUCAAACAGCUUCAGGCACGAACCCUCCAAACAAAGAUAAAGAACAGUGCAACCGAAGAGAACAUUGAAGAAGGAGUUAAAGUAGAGCCCAGUUUUGGCCCUUGGGGAGUCAUACAGGAAUCCUCCACAGCCAUCAAAUCAGAGGGCCUAUCAGGGAUUAGACCCCAGAGCUCACAAUUGCUGAGUCCUCGCCCCACCGUGGAUCUGCAUCCUCAACCCCAAGGACCAAACACUGCUUUAUCCAGUCUAGACGAGUUUUUGGAAGAAACGUCUAAGGCACAAUCUGAAUCACAAGAGCCAAUAACCUCUGUACAGCCUCUGGAGUCUUCCCUUACUCAGAAGUCAUCCAACACUUUAUUAAAGGAGCUGACAUCAAAGAAAGAAACAUCGAAAUGCCAAGAUUCAUCAGCCUUUUUCUCUCCUACCCACCAUGUUACUCCCCAACCUCCUGUGACUAUCUUCAUGGAAACCAUUCGCUUCUUGAUGAAGGUCAACGCUGUACAGUUUGUACACAGAGUGCUGGCACAUGAGCUGCUAUGCCCCCAAGGAGGACCCAGUUGUGAGUAUUAUCUGGUUCUGGCCCAGACACACCUUCUCAAGAAGGACUUUGCCAAGACAGAGGAGUACCUGCAACAAGCAGCACAGAUGGACUACCUGAACCCCAAUGUCUGGGGUGUAAAGGGCCAUCUCUACUUCCUGAGCGGAAACCAUGCCGAGGCCAAGGAAUGCUACGAGAGAACUAUCAGCUUUGUAGUUGAUGCUUCUGAGAUGCACUUCAUCUUCCUACGCCUGGGACACAUCUAUAUGGAAGAGAAAGAGUAUGAAAACGCAAAGAGAACGUACAUGCAAGCCUGUAAGAGAUCGCCUUCGUGCCUCACUUGGCUAGGACUAGGAAUUGCCUGUUACCGGCUGGAGGAGCUCACUGAAGCUGAGGAUGCUCUGUCUGAAGCCAAUGCAUUGAAUAAUUGCAACGCUGAAGUGUGGGCCUACCUGGCUCUGGUCUGCCUGAAAGUUGGACGACAAUUGGAAGCAGAGCAGUCCUAUAAGUACACAAUAAAGCUGAAACUGAAAGACCAGGCUCUGCUUGAAGAAAUCCACACUGUACAGGAAAUGGUUGGCUUUGGAAAUCCAUCUUUCUGAAAGCCUUACAAGUGGCUGUCUAAUAUGGAACCCCAAGCAUGUUUCCUUCCCAAAUUGUCACCAGAUGAAACCUGCCCAUUCCCCCCACCCUUUUAGUUGUUGGCUGUUAGAGCACAUUAAAAAAAAGACAAAAACAAAAAGUCAAAA